GCCAGGGCUACUGGCAUGGACCAUCGGAGACCAGGAUUUCACAGCCCAACGUCUCGCAGGCAGGAGCUCGGGGACAAGCAGCAGGAUUUCCAGGUGCGUGUGAGAGUGAUUGAAGCCUGCCAGCUCCAGGGGAACAACAUCCGGCCAGUGGUGAAGGUUUUUAUCGGAGAGCACAUGUUCCGCACCCGGAUCAAGACUGGCAACAACCCCUAUUUCAAUGAGGUGUUUCUCCAGAGCUUCCACGAGACACCAGCUCAGCUCUUUGAUGAGACCAUAACCAUCCAGGUGCUGAACUCCCGGGCAAUACGCGCCAACUCCAUGAUCGGCAUGUUCAAACUCGAGUUUGGACGUGUGUACAGCUCCCCUGGUGCUAAUUUUGACCUUUUCUUUCUGACCCCUGAACCAGGCCAUGCUCUCAACUGCAAAUGGCUGAGCCUCUACCACCCUGAUCACCUUGGGACGGGCUUGAGGGGCUACCUCCAGGUCAGCCUCUGUGUGUUGGGAGCUGGGGACCCCCCACCGGGCCCAGACAAGCCUGCCGAGGGCAAGGAUGGGGAGGCCGCUGUGCUCAAGUCACCCGGGGUGCCCGUGUGCAUGGCCACCUUCCAGCUCUGCGUCUACAGGGCUGAAGAUUUGCCUCAGCCAGAGUAUAUUGGGCAGAGCCCAUCGCAGCCCCUGCUCCCUGCACAGCCCCAGGACAGUGGUGUGGCUGGCCUCUGCGUGGAAGUCAGCUUUGCAGGGAAGACGUGCCAGUACCUACCUGGCACAUACAUGUCCUCUGGUGCCAAUAACCACCAGACAUGCAUUAACUUUGGUGCUGGUGACUGUCCAGGACACGUGUCCUGCAGUGGUGGCACCCACUUGGGACACGUGUGUCUACAAGUGCUGGUAUACAAGGCCAUGUCUGGCUUGCUGGGGCCCAGGUGGGGAGGAGUGGGGCUUCCACAUGCACCCCAGCUGUGCUGGUCUCCUCAGCUCCGGACAAGGUCAACGCCAAGACAGGACAACCCCGUGUGGAACAUGGCUCUCUUCCUUCCUGUCCAGCUACCAUCUGUGUGCGACACGAUCAAGCUGGCUGUGCUGAGCGGGGACCAGCCCGAGGCCCUGGGCACUGCAGCUAUCAGACUCUCGCAGGUGUCUUCGGUGGGGACAGAGGCAGAAGGGGACUUCGGUGGAUUCCUGCCCUGCUUUGGGCCCAGCUUCCUGACCCUCCACAAGUGCCUCAGAGACCUCCCCAGCCAGCCGGACACACAGGAGGCACACAAGGCUGGGAGUGGGGAUGCCGUGACCUACUGUGGCCGGAUCCUGGUGGAACUGAGCACCAGCAUGGAGGCCCCACCUAUCCAGGAGAUGCAGGAGAUCCCUGAUGAUGCUGUGGCCCGUCUGGAGCGCUACCUGCCCAGGCGGAAGUACGGGCUGUGCGCCAUCUUCUACUCAGCCACCAUGCUGCCCCAGCUCACGGGACUGCUGCGCCUUCAGGUCAGCAUGGGGCACUACGGGGACAACACCGAGCACAGCUGCAAGCCUGUGCCUUCCUCCACCCCAUACAGCCAGGCUGUCUAUGAUGGGAACCGUUAUCAUUACCUGCCCUGGUAUGACACCAAGCCUGCGGUGGCUGUAACCUCCUUCUGGGAGAACGUGGGCUACCGUCUGGAUGCCCUUAAUGCUCUGCAGGCCAUGCGUGACAGGCUGAAGCAGAACCUGGAGGCCCUAUGCACCGUGAAAACCCCUGACAGCCCUGCUUGGACCCACGCCUCCAAGAAACUUCUGGAGGAGCUGCUGGAGGACUGCAGGAAGCCGCUGCCUGACUUGGAGGGGCGGGUGACAGCCACGAUCCUAGACCAGCGACUGCGGGAGCAGCGGGUUCGGCUCCUCCGUCGGGUGGCCCGGUGCGCUGAGAAACUGGGCGCGGAAGCGCUGGUGGCCCAGGCUCAGGAUUGGCUGCAGCAGCUGGCUGCCGUUGCCCACGAGCCCCAGGUCAGCAUCCCUGAUGUGAUGAUCUGGCUGCUGUGUGGCGAGCAGCGCGUGGCCUAUGCCCGGGUGCCAGCUCGUGCUGUCUUGUUCUCCAAGGCCGGGCCCCGCACCUGUGGCCGGCUUUGCGGGAAGACCCACACCCUCUUCCUGAAGAACCCCCAAGGUGCUGGGCAGGAUGAGGCCGGGCAGGGGCAGCUGCGGGUACGGCUGUGGCUGGGGCUGGUGACUAACAGCGAAGCCUUCAAGCGGUGCUGCGAGGGGCGGGUCCAGGUCUACGCUGAGACGUAUGAGAACCAGGUGAAGGAGCUGGGCAAAUGGGGGCCAGGGGAGCCGCCAGAUGCCUUCUGGUUCUCCGACAUCACCGGCAGGCUGGGGCUGCCCAUGGACCGGUUCCAGCUGCCCCGGGGCUGGCGCUGGGCAGGGGACUGGGCUGUGGAGCCACAGCGCAGAGGUGCUGGAGGAGGUUUACGAGCAGGAGAACCGGCCACCAGGGCAGGACUGGGCACCUGCCCCUGUGCCCCACACCAAUGCUGUGAGCAGGGGCCAUUGGGCUGGGGAUCCCAUCAUCCCAGGGUGUCAGCCCUCCUCACCAGCUGGAGACCCACCCCAUCUGGGGGUACUAGGGGCACUGGCCUCCUCUGUAGGGCACGAUUCCUGUGCCGUGAGGGCCCUUCACAGAGACCAAGCCCAUGCUGUCAUCUCCCUUCGCAGGCUGGGGUGCCCAUGCCCCCGAAGGAGCAGGUGGCAUGCCCGCGGGGCUGGACUGUGGAAGAUGACUGGCAUGUGGAGGUGAACCGUGCGGUGGAUGAUGCCGGCUGGGAGUAUAGCAUGGGGUCCCUGCCACUGACGUGGGCCGCGGCCGAGAAAAUGUACCACACACAGCGGCGCCGGCGCUGGCUGAGGCGGCGCCAGCGGGAGCUGAGUCCCCGGCGCCAGGCGUGGGAGAUAGCCUCCUUCCUGCAGCUGCAUGUUUCUGAGGAAGCUGCAGCCUUGGAGAAUGAGGAUUAUGGCUGGGAAUACUCUGCAGAGCCAGAUGGGAAGUUCCACCUGCACGCCCAAAGCAAUGAUGAGUAUCGCCGGCGCUGCUGGCACCGCCGCCUGGUCCCAGCCCGGGCCUCUCGCGUGGCCUCCAUCUUUCUCCUCGAGGGCUCCCUGGUGAGUGCUAGGGGACCUCUGCUCCUCCUGUCGCUGUGGCUAGCCCUGCACCCCACAUACUACCAGCUGCGCUGCUACAUCUACCAAGCCAGGGACCUACUCCCAGGCAGUGGCAAGACUGCAGCAGAGCUUCUGAUGGGGGACCUUGUCCAAGGCUUUCUGGAAGUCUCAAUAGACCAUUUCUCUGGGUCCCUUCUAGAGCCUUUUCUAAACAGGGGAGUCACAUCCACAACCUCCAGGCCUCUGGUAUCAAGGCUGUUUCUAGUGCCCAGCUGCACUAGGACAGUUAGGAGCUCAGCAAUUUCCAAUCUGAGCUGGUUCAGGACCCUGGGGAGAGAGGCUGAUCCAGUCCGUGGCAGAUCCAAUGGGUGCCCUGGAGCAUACAGGUCCCCCCACUUGCUGCUGCCAACUGAUGGGGUUCCCUCUCCCACCCCAGACCCCUUUGCCCAUGUGGCCUUUCUGCACGUAAGCCAGCACACAUGGACAGUGCCAGACACCCUUCACCCAGCCUGGGACCAGACAUUGCUCUUCCGCCGCUUGCUGCUCUAUGGGGACCCCAAGGCCUUGGCCCGAGACCCCCCUGUGGUGGUGCUGGAGAUCUUUGAUCAGGAUGUAGGCGGCCAGGAUGAAUUCCUGGGCAGGAACAUGUGCCAGCCCACCGUGUGCCUGCAGCCCAGUGUCCGACGCCCACCCCGGCUGCGGUGGUUCCCCAUCACUUGCAGGCAGCAGCAGGCUGGGGAGGUGCUGGCUGCCUUUGAGCUGCUUCUAGAGACAGAGGAUGGGGCACCGAGCCGGCUGCCGCCCCCACCGUGGCGGGACGGGCACCACAUCACACCUGCUGAAAUCCGGCCUGCCGUGCGCCCAAUGGCCAUUGAGGUGCUGGCGUGGGGGCUGCGGGGCCUGGCCAGUUUCAAGUUGCUGCCUGUGGGCUGCCCAGCACUGACCGUGGAGUGCGGGGGGGUCUCAACCACCACGGCCCCCAUCCGCGACCUGCAGCACCACCCCAACUUCCCCCAGAACGUCCUGCUGCUGCGUGUGGUGCUGCCUGUGGAUGAUGACUAUGCGCCCGCGCUGGAGCUCAAGGUCAUUGACUACCGGGACUUUGGCUACCAGCCUGUGGUGGGGCAGAGCUGCCUCCGGGACCUGCGCCCCUUCCUCUGCCAGCCCCAGCCCGGGGGUCUGCACCUCCACCUGCCCCCCCGAGGCAAAAGCAAGGGCUGGAUCGCCAAGGUGAGUGCCUCAGCCCCACACCACGGUGACCCCAAAGCUCCCUCGCUCGGGGAGCCAAACAAGCCACACCACUGGCUUCUCUGGGGCCCAGCAGGGAAUGAGGGGGCUACUCCAUUGCUCAGGGGGCUGCUGAUUUCCUGGAGUGACGCAUCCUCUCCCCCUCCCCCCGCAACAGGUGCUGAGCCGUGUGGCCAAGCGGACGUGGGGUCGCUGGGUGUUGAGGCCAGAGCAGGUGGGCAGAGCUCCUGGAGGGCCACGGGCAUGAUGGGCACUGGCCCAUGACCUCUGACCCCUGAUCCCCACCAGGCUGAUGGGGCGGAGGAGGAGGAGGAGGCUGAGGCCGACUGGUGGAGCCGAUUCUAUGCAGCCACGGGUGACCUGACCAAGAGUGGGGAGGCUGUUGCAGCACUGGACCCCCUCCAGAUAUACAAUUGUGAGCUGGAGGCUGUGAAGCAGUUUGAGGGGCUGCAGGAUUUCUGCCAGACCUUCCCGCUCUACCGGGGCUGCACAGAGCCUGGUGAUGACCCCCUGGUGGUGGGAGAAUUCAAGGGCCUCUUUCGCAUCUACCCGCUGCCCGAAGACCCUGGAGCACCGCUGCCCCCACGCCAGUUCCAGGAGCUGCCCCCGAGCCAGCCCCAGGACUGCCUGGUGAGGGUCUACGUGGUGCGAGCCUUCAACCUGCCCCCCAAGGACCGCAAUGGCCUGUGCGACCCCUACAUCCGUGUCACUCUGGGCCAGAUGAAGCUGGGGGAUCGGGACAACUACGUGGCCAACACCCUGGAGCCCAUCUUUGGAAGGCUUUUUGAGCUGUCCUGCCACCUGCCCCUGGACAAGGACCUGUGUGUGGCGCUACUGGACCGGGACAUGGUGCAGCCUGACCAGCCCAUUGGGGCUACCACCAUUGACCUGGAGAACCGCUUGCUGUCCCGGCACCGUGCCCACUGUGGCCUGGCCCCUACCUACCGCCUCCUGACCUGCAGCCCCCUGUCCUCCCCGCCCCACCAAUGCCUGUCACAAGGCAGGGAGCAGAAAGCUGAGCAGCCGAUGGGGCAGAGAAGGGGUGGGGGGCAUGGGCCUGCCUCAGGGCUAUCUAACUCACCCACCCCUGGUCUCCACAGCUCAGGCCUGGGGCAGUGGCGGGAUCAGAUGCCCCCAACACAGGUGCUGGAGGAGCUGUGCCGAGCACGGGGCCUGGUGCUGCCUGAGUUCAGCGAGGACGGCCGCCAGGUUGGCUUCCUGGGCCGCAGCUUCCUGCUUGCCGACUUUGAGCGAGCAGUGCCAGCACCAGCUCUGCGGUACCUGGGUCCCCCCCGUGAGCGCCUGGCGCUGCACCUGCUACACACCUGUGAUCUCGUGCCCGAGCAUGUGGAGACACGGCCCCUCUACAGCCCCACCCAGCCUGACAUCCCCCAGGGCAAGCUGCAGAUGUGGGUGGACAUCUUUCCUGAGAGCUUGGGCCCCCCCGGCCCCUAUGUUGACAUCAUCCCCCGAAAGCCCAAACAGUAUGAGCUGCGCUGCAUCGUGUGGAACACGUGUGAAGUGGAACUGGAGGAAACAAAUAUCAUGGGGGAGCACAUGAGCGACAUCUAUGUCAAGGGCUGGCUGGAUGGACAGGAGGAUGCGCGGCAGCGAACGGAUGUGCACUACCGCUCGCUGGGGGGCGAGGGCAGCUUCAACUGGCGCUUCGUCUUCACGCUGGACUACCUGCCGCUGGAGGGUGUCUGUGUGUUGCCCCGCAAGGAGCACCUGUGGAGCCUGGACGAGACGGUGCUGAAGCUGCCACCCAAGCUGGUGCUGCAGGUCUGGGACAAUGACAAGUUCUCAGCUGACGACUUCCUGGGGGCCCUGGAGCUGCCGCUGACCCAGGUGCCGCGCCCAGCCCAGCGCCCCCGUGACUGCACCCUGCGGCCCUCACGGGACCCUGGCACCAACCUCUUCCGCCAGCGCAGCUUGCAUGGGUGGUGGCCCUGUGCCAGCUACAACAAGGCUGGGCACCCACACCUGGCGGGCAAGCUGGAGCUGACACUGGAGCUGCUGCCAGCCAAGGAGGCGGAGGAGCGGCCAGUUGGCCGGGGUCGAGAGGAGCCCAACAUGUACCCCACACUGCAGCCACCCGUGCGCCCAGAGACCUCGUUCCUGUGGUUCACAGCACCACUAAAGACCCUGCGGCACAUUGUGUGGCGCCGGAACCGUUGGCGGGUGCUAGGGGGCCUGGCCUUACUGCUACUUGCGCUGCUCCUCACCUCCUUUGUCUAUGCUUCCCCGCGCUACCUGGCCAUGAAGCUCAUCAACCCCUUCCAGAGCACCCACUCCUUCGGCAGCCUCAAACCAGUGCUGGGGAGCAGUGGCCAGCACUGAUGUCCUUGUAGUGGCGGCAGUGCCUCCUGUCCCUUGCCAUGCUCAGCCCUGGCUGAUGGGAGCCUAGAACUGCCUUCGGGAUUGUUGCAGCAGCCACCCAAGCCUCUAUAAAGGCCCAACGUGGA
Alligator mississippiensis (American alligator) is the source of this 6842-nucleotide messenger RNA. RefSeq names its product fer-1 like family member 5 (gene FER1L5). The record is from RefSeq and is a predicted model, not a curated record. Gene Ontology annotation, molecular function: calcium-dependent phospholipid binding; calcium ion binding. The transcript is spliced from 45 exons. Gene Ontology annotation, cellular component: cytoplasmic vesicle; membrane; T-tubule. NCBI's taxonomy places the organism in Eukaryota, Metazoa, Chordata, Crocodylia, Alligatoridae. Gene Ontology annotation, biological process: vesicle fusion; monocyte activation involved in immune response; plasma membrane repair.